This is a messenger RNA of Staurois parvus, 1134 nucleotides long. NCBI's taxonomy places the organism in Eukaryota, Metazoa, Chordata, Amphibia, Anura, Ranidae. The record is from the annotation of a GenBank genome assembly.
GUCUCUCUGGAGUUGAACCCCGGCUCCUCCAACUCCACCCAGAACCUCCUCCAUAUCCGGGCAGUGGAUAAUGGCAGCACCAUCCAUUACGUGUGGAGUACGAUCGGGGCCCCCACCGUCCUCCUCAUCUACACGGACAGUAAUAACACGCGGCUGAAGGUGGACUGGGCCAAGCUGGAGUCCCCGGAACCCCGCGGAGCCAUCCGAGUGGAACCACCUGACCGUGUCCGCUACUCCACCGCCCUGCUCUUCACCCGGAUUUUUGAAUACAAAGACAUCAACAACACGGCCAAUUUCACCGGCACGGACAGGAAACUCUUCUACCCUCCAUAUGAUCUGUCGGAGUUCACCUGGGAGAGCGCCAGAGGCUCCAUGAACUCCUCCUCCUCGCUGACGGCACGCCUGAGCGGAGUGAAUUCCACCGACCCCGACGGGAACUUCAGGAACGGGAGUGUCACCUUCCAGGUCUCUGCGUACGAAGGCUCGGGCCGCGAUCACUCCUCUCCCCGGCUGCUUCACAGCGCCAACUGCACCAAAAUGGAGUUCAUACUGUCCGGGGUCAGACCGCGGGGCAAUAACUCCCGGUUCGCCCUGGAGAUGGUGACCCUGGAAAAGAAGGCCGGGCGUAAGAAGAUUCGGUCCGUCCGCUCCAUCGAUGACGAAUACACCCCGACUAUCUUUGAGGUGAUGGAGUUGGUGCCGGACUUUCCCAACGCCAGCCACGCCCUUGGCUACUUCCAGUGGAAGUCGGUGGCGUACGGCGACGUGGGGGGCAGGAGAGCCGACUCCCUACCCUGCAUAAUGUACAAGCCACGCACCCUGAACGAGACCCUCCGGGUCCCCAGCAUUGUCUACGCUUUCUACGGGGAAGACCUGGCCGACGGGUACAACAUCGAGACUUAUAACGUCUCCUUCGGGAUCGCAGACGGCGACUUCUACGACAAACACAGCUUCCUGGGCUGGUCAGCGUUGAUCGGUUACGGCACGCCGCCCCGCGAUUCCUUCUCCGUGCUGGUCAUCUGCAUCAUGGCGGUGGCUCUGGGCACGCCCUUGGUGCUGCUAAUGGUGGGCGCCAUGGUGGUGUUGGUGAUGAGGAGCAAGAGAGUCGUGCCCAGCUACGAACCGGUGAACUAG